This is a messenger RNA of Pestalotiopsis fici W106-1, 1749 nucleotides long. Its product is annotated as Pyruvate decarboxylase. NCBI's taxonomy places the organism in Eukaryota, Fungi, Ascomycota, Sordariomycetes, Amphisphaeriales, Sporocadaceae. Bases 1 to 1749 code for a protein of 582 amino acids. The transcript is spliced from 3 exons. Gene Ontology annotation, molecular function: thiamine pyrophosphate binding; magnesium ion binding; carboxy-lyase activity. The record is from RefSeq and is a predicted model, not a curated record.
AUGGCGGGCAAUACCGUCGAUAUCCGAACCAAGAACCUCACAAAGCCCGUAGAUGUGGCUGACUACCUCUUUACUCGUCUGCACCAAAUUGGAGUUCGCUCUGUUCAUGGACUCCCAGGCGAUUACAACCUCGUGGCUUUAGAUUACCUGCCCCAAAACGGUCUGAAAUGGGUGGGCAGUGUGAAUGAGCUGAAUGCUGCAUAUGCUGCCGAUGGAUAUGCCCGUAUCAAGGGAAUCUCGGCUCUGAUCACAACAUUUGGAGUGGGUGAACUCUCGGCGCUCAAUGGCGUGGCGGGCGCGUACAGUGAGAUGGUACCCGUAGUACACAUUGUUGGCUGCCCUAGCACCAUCUCUCAACGCAAUGGCAUGUUGCUGCAUCACACACUCGGCAAUGGCGACUUUGGCGUGUUCGCCGAGAUGUCCAAGGCCGUCUCCUGUGAAGUAGCCAAGCUUACCGAGCCGGCCGAGAUCGCCGCCCAGAUCGAUCACGCCCUCCGCGAAUGUUAUCUCAAGUCCCGUCCCGUCUAUAUCAUGUGGCCCACAGACCGCGUCACUACCAAGGUCGAGGGCGCCAGGCUCGACACUCCAAUUGAUCUUCGUGAGCCAGAGAACGAGGCUGAGCGUGAGGACUACGUCGUCGAUGUCGUCCUGCGCUACCUCCACAAGGCAACGAACCCAGUGCUUUUGGUAGAUGCAUGUGCAAUCCGGCACAGAGUGCUCGAUGAGGUGCACGCCUUGAUCGAGAAGACCAAGAUCCCCGUUUUUGUUACGCCCAUGGGCAAAGGCGCCAUUGAUGAGACACAUGAAACCUUUGGAGGCGUGUAUGCUGGUGAUGCUUCGCACCCAGAUGUCAAGGAGGCGGUAGAGAGCUCUGAUCUGGUUUUGACCGUUGGCGCGUUGAAGAGCGACUUCAACACUGCAGGAUUCAGCUACCGCUUGAGCCAGAUGAACACGGUGGACUUCCACAGCACGUACUGUGCAGUAAGAUACAGCGAAUACCCUGGCGUUAAGAUGCGCGGUGUCCUCAAGAAGGUCACCGACCGGGUCGAUAUCGGCCAACUCUCUGUGAAGAAAGCGCCCAAGCCACCGCAGACAGUUGCAAAGGCAACGGGCGACAAUGGUCCUGUCACGCAGGCGUGGUUCUGGCCCCGCAUCACGGAAUUCCUAAAGGACGACGAUAUUGUGGUUACGGAGACUGGCACAGCAAACUUUGGUAUCUGGGAUACCAAAUUCCCCAAGGGCGCCACAGGACUGAACCAGACCCUUUGGGGCUCAAUUGGUUGGGCUGUUGGUGCCUGUCAAGGUGCAGCACUGGGCGCGAAAGAUGCCCAACAGCAGAGAAGAACGAUACUCUUUGAGGGCGAUGGCAGUUUCCAGCUGACUGCUCAGGAACUGAGCACGAUGAUCAAGCAUGAACUUGAUGUGAUCAUCUUCGUCAUCUGCAAUGACGGAUACACCAUUGAGCGCUUCAUUCACGGCAUGGAAGCCGAGUACAACGACGUCGUGCAAUGGGACUACAAGGAACUUGUCACGGUUUUCAGCGGUGGGCCGGAGAAGCAGGCCAAAAAUGGUACCAAGAAGUACACCGUCAAGACCAAGGACGAGGUCGAGAAGCUCUUUGCAGACAAGGACUUUAACGAGCGCAAAGGCCUCAGGUUCGUUGAGAUUUACAUGCCCAAGGAGGAUGCCCCGAGAAGCUUGCAGACGACGGCCGAGGCCAGCGCGAGGAACAAUGCCAAGUCGGAGUAA